Messenger RNA from Tigriopus californicus, 4114 nucleotides. It is a transcript of the gene Su(Tpl), whose product is annotated as RNA polymerase II elongation factor ELL-like. Gene Ontology annotation, cellular component: transcription elongation factor complex. Gene Ontology annotation, biological process: snRNA transcription by RNA polymerase II; transcription elongation by RNA polymerase II; positive regulation of transcription elongation by RNA polymerase II. The transcript is spliced from 7 exons. The record is from RefSeq and is a predicted model, not a curated record. Lineage: Eukaryota; Metazoa; Arthropoda; Copepoda; Harpacticoida; Harpacticidae. Bases 37 to 2028 code for a protein of 663 amino acids. Gene Ontology annotation, molecular function: cis-regulatory region sequence-specific DNA binding.
UGGCAGAAGGCGACGUUCUUCUUCCGUUCAGUUGCAAUGGCUGUGCUGGUGGGGGGACAGACAUGGGGGCUAUCUUCAGCAAAUUCGUCGAAAAAAACCGUGGUUUUGGUCAAAUUGACAGACUCCUCACUCAGAGCACUCGAAAACUACAUUCACAAUAAGUCCGUGUUCGGAUCAGCAUCACAAGACGACCCGCAGCCAGGUCAAUCGCCGCCCGUGCCCACCAUACAAUUCCAUCAAGAUGGAUCUUCAGAUUCUGGGGCAUUCUCCAUUCCCAUGGGCCAUGAUAAGUCGGCCAAUUUCUCCUUCUCUCUGUCUUCCAACGAUGAUGUCAAUGGACCGCAAGGCAGCUUUGAAUGUCUAUCGUCGGAGCCGAGCAGGACUCUGGUAUCGUUGGGAACCAUUCCCGAAAAACUUCACGUUCAAGCCUCGGAUGAUGCAUAUAAAAGGUUUGGUCAGAAAAUGAUUGAAGCAAAUGAGGAAAAAAAUAAGCGUACUACGCAAUUGUUGGAACAGAAUUGUGGCAAGGGAUUGGUGGCCUCCAAAGCUAAGUUUGUCAGAAAGUCCCGCCCACAUCUACCUGUGCCCUCAAACAAACUCUCGCCGCAUCCUCGGCUCCGAGAUCCAGGAGGUGGGUCAAAUCUGCCACAGAGGACCCGCUCACCGACCAUCAUGCACUCCUCCUCAACCUCCUCGUCUUCAAAUGCGUCGGCUCCUCCUUCGAGGGCUGUCGCUCCAAAUUCCUCUUCCUCCUCCUCCUCCUCAUCUUUCCUGAGCGAAACUCAUCCGAUGCUGAACCGAAGUCCGAAGGGACGCUCGAUGAUGAACUUCAAGCCCCAUUCAGAAAUCAUGAAAAGACCUCUCAAGGAACGAAUUAUUCAUUUAUUGGCUGUGAGACCCUACAAGAAACCCGAACUAUUAUCCCGAGUGACACGAGAUGGUAUUCGGGAUAAGGACAAGAAGCACAUCACCAUGAUAUUGAAACAAGUGUCAUAUAUGAAGGAUAACUGCUAUUUCUUGCUCCGACACAUAUGGAAUGAUGUUUCCGAGGAUUGGCCAUUCUACUCUGAACAGGAGCGCCAAGCCUUCCGUCGAAGAAAACCCCAAAACCUCACACCUCCCUUUUCGGAUGGCUCAACCUCGAGUUCAGGCCACUCCCCUUCCUCCACCCACGCUGCCUCACCGCCGAGCUCAAUUAGUCCCAACGGCACGAGUAGUCCCCAAGGGCGCAAGCGAGGGCCUGCUUUUUUCGAGGACAUCGCUGCCAAAAAGAGACGCGUGUCCAAGUAUGUUCGACCAGCUGAUGAGCGGAACAGCAGUCCGCAAAAGACGGGAAGUCCCUUCCAAAACGCCCCCCAUCAAACGACCAUCCUUGGGGGUGUGGAUCGUGGAGAGGGCCUUAACGACGAAAACGAAUCUGUGAUGACUAACUAUUAUGGUGGUGAUGGCGGCGCAAACAAGCAAAACAUGCCUCCUUGGGAUGAGUAUACGCCCAACUCAAGUCCCGAGCUCAACAAGAGCCCAUCCCCAUCUCCAUCUCCGAUGAUGGAAUCUGCACCUGUGAGGCAGCAACCCUCCCAUCCUUCUACGACUCCCCCUCCCCCUCCCGCUAAUGAUUCUCCAGCUCCUCCACGCCUUUCACCGACGAAGGAAGAGAAGAAGUCCCCACCAAGCUUCAUGAAAGAGUUCACCAAAGUGGUUUCUCAAAAGCAACGAAGAGCAUACAAGAAGGAAUUUGAUGUUGAUUACCAGACCUACACGAAGUUGCAUUCGCAAUUGAGCGAAGUGAGGCCCAAAUUUGCAGCUUUGGAGUCUCAACUGAAUCAGGAAAAUCGGGAGUCCGAGACACGACGGCGCAUAAAAUCAAAAAUCCAUGAGGAAUAUAAGGAGUUCAAGAGAAUGAAGAACUAUUUCGGAUAUCUGCACACCAAAUUGGCCCACAUCAGGAAAUUGGUCAACGAGUACGAUCAGACUGCAGCCACAAAAAAGAACGCCACUCCAGCUGCUAUAGUGCCUCAGGUCUCUUAGUGGGCUGCUUUGGCCAAUCCUUGACGAUGAUGGCCAUUGAUUGAUUUCCAAUUCAAACACUUCCAUGGGGCAUUGUUUUUUCCUCCAGAAAAAGAAAAGAAAACCCGUUGAUGAGAUAUAUUUAAAAAAUACAUACAGAUCGUGUCUCCUUCCAUUUCCUGGUGUCAAGGCACUACUGAUCAAACGUCGAAGAAAAGGGCUGCUGUCUCCUACUGACAUUAAUUCGGUGAUGGUCUGCAAGGUGUCAUGCUCUCUCCCUUUUAAAGUGGACUACCUUUCGAGGCCACAUAUCGACCAAGUGAUCUUUGGUUCAAAGACUUGGCUGAAAGUGCGGUAUGUGGUUGUGGGCGAGUGUGGCCUCUUGAAGCAGUGUGUCUCCAGAAACUUUAAAACGACUACAAAUGUGCAUUACUAUUGGUUUUAUCCCACCAUCGUUCUCAACCUGCCAUCAUCUCUCGUGAGGAAGAAUCCAUUACAUUUCAAGUUUAAUAUGCACUCAUGGUUCUGAAUAUCGAUCUAUUCGUCUAUCUCCUGGUCUUCGUCUAAUGGGCAGAAAUGUCCUUUACCAAGAAAGGAAGAGAAGAAAUUGUCUAACAAGGACCCCAACCCAUCCAGGUCUCGCUGUUCUCCAAAAGACUAUCAUCUUUCCUUCAAUCCCGACCCCAGUGUUAAGCAACCACCCACCCACACCUACCAACCCAUCUUGAUCCCCGAACAGAACUAAUAUAAAGUUACUUAAAACUGAUGAAGACGAAGAAGCAACUCUGAACUGUGAUUCAAAACAGGACGUUUCUCUUCGACAUCAACCACGACGACUACAAUGAUGACCCGUAUUAUUCCCAUUUUCCCGUGCCAUUAGCAAUUGCAAGCAAGCCAAUCACGCCAUGAACUGCAACUUGAGCUCUGAAAUGAUUAUCAAAGAUGGUGGACGAUAAUUACCAUUCCUUCGAUUAAUAACACAACUACUACCACUUCUACUACGACUAUUACUACUACUACUACUGAUACUACAACUAUUGUGACGAAGACCACUAUCACUAUUGCUUCUACUUCUACUUCUACCUGCAUGCAACUUGACGGACACAAAAAGUCAUUUGUCAAAUGUGGUCAGCCUGAAUUCACAAAAAAAUAUCACGGAGGCCUUUCGCAAGCCUGGAUUACAUAUGUAACUGACACGCCUCUUUCACAAAAUAUGAAAAAAAAUCUUACUCGAAUUCUCCAACCCUCUCUUUCUCAUAUCAUAGUUGAUAUCAAUCACCAUUUGACAUUCAAUAAGAGACACGUCCACCUACCCAAAACCACAAGAUUCAUACACAACUUUUCGUUUUUCUGCCCACUUCAGGCUAGUAAUUGUUCUCGUUUUCGUUUUCCCAAAAAAUACAAUAUAUUCUUGAUCAUAAACACUACGCUCUUGAUAAUAAUAACAACAAUGAUAACCAUCCCGAAGGUCCCUAUUCUCUCCCGGAGAUGGGUAGAACCACCACCCAAAACACAAUCCUUUCGGUUUCUAACCGUAGUCUGUUUACAGGGGAGAGGCCCUUUUAUAUCAUUAUUGUACUUGUUACCAACGACCUCAUUCCCUGGUAAUUCUUCUUUCGCCGAUUGCCAGGUCCCUUUCAACCCUACUCCUACCAAGACCGAAUGUUACUUGCUCUUGAUCGAAUUCCAGCCAUUUCAGAAUAUUUGCCGAUUCUAUCCAAAAGCCGAAAACCCCACUCCCCAUUGCAUCAUUGUCGUAGUUGUUGUUAUCAUUAUCAUCCUCGUCAUUAUUAUCAUCACCCUUAUCAACAGCAACGUCAUCUUUUCUUUUUCUUUGGUCCCUCUUUCCCGAUUCUCCUUGUUCGUGUCCGAUGAUGAUCUUACCCACGAGAUCAUCCUUGAUUUCCGAAGGAACCCAUGGAUUCAUGGGGUCAACUUCCUUCAUGUUUUUCAAUGCCCGCCGUUCUUCAUUUUUUGAAAUAGGCAAAUGUUCAGAGGAUUUCAACUUCAUUAUAUUGCAUUUAUUGUAUGGCUACAAGCAAGAAAGCAAAUGAGCAGAUAAAAAACCUAAAAAAAAUAAAUACAAUCUGCCAGACCUACAUCAUAA